UUUAUUAUACAAUAAUCGUUAAAUUUUAAAUAAUGGCUGCAUUGAUGAAAAAAAGAGUUUUAGCUGAAUUUAACCAGAGUCAAGUAAUAACAACAGAGCCACCUAUUAAACGUCUCAAGACUUUAAGGCUCUUAUCGUCUGGUAGUGGAAAGAAUGGUUCAAUCAGUAAAGGGAGUUCGGCGCUGGCUUACGUAGAAUGUUUAGAAAAAUGUAAAAGUGGUAACGAUGCUUUACAGUUACUGGUUCGAAUAUCGGAUACCAUUGGACAAAUGGCUCUCGACGAUAUUCCAACUGUAGUUAGAAAGUUGUCGGAAAGAUUUACUAUCGAACAAGAGGCUGCGGUUCGAGCAAAAAUUCUUUGGGUCUUUGCUGAAUUGGGUGAAUUAACCCACGAUUCGGUAGAAAAAGCACAAAUUAUAAAUGAAUCGGCGAAUCUCUUAAAAAAUGAAGAGUCGCAUAGGGUGAAGAGUCAAGGUCUUGCCACGCUGUUAAAAUUAGGAGAAUAUAAUAGGAUGUUAGUUUUAAAAAUUGCCAGGGAUCAUUUAGCAGAUACUUGGCAUGGCGUUCAGACGAGAUGCCUAUCCAUAAUAGGUCGUUAUUUAUCUGCUAACGCAGUCGACGAUACUUUGGUUUUAGUCAAUAAUUAUGCCAAGUCGCAAGAUCCAAGAGUGAGGGCACAAGCGUUUGAAACAAUGGCAGAACUUCAUUUACACAGAGGUUGUCGCCUUCCCGCAAGUUUCUUUCAAGAAGCUUGUCAAUGCUUACGCGACGAUUACGAAAUAGUUAGGCGGGCUGUUUUAAAAUUAAUUUGGCUGUUGGGAAAUGAAUAUCCUGAAAAUAUGAUAUCCGGAGGAAGGGACUUUGUCGAGGACAUGCGAAUGGUGGACAGUGCAUUUUGUAAGAUAUGUGGCCUUAUGGGGGACCUAUCUCCACGAGUAAGAGCUUUGGCAAUGUCUUUACUUGGCUCGUUAAAAGGUGUGUCGCGUCGUCAUAUAGAACAAGCAUUGGAUAAAAAGCAAAUACGAGUCGAAGACGAAGGUCUUGGCGUCGAAGAGAGGACUGGAAUAAAUACCUGUGGCGCAUUUAUUCAUGGUCUUGAGGAUGAAUUUUUGGAAGUAAGAACAGCAGCUGUCGAAUCAUUGUGCGCAUUAUCAUUAGAGAGACCGGGUAUCGCACAUAUUUCCCUAGAAUUUAUGGUAGACAUGUUCAAUGAUGAAAUUCAAGAUGUACGCUUGAAGGCUAUAGAGUCAUUAAGAAAAAUGUCGGCUAGUGUUACUCUGAGCGAAGACCAACUCGAAACGAUUUUAGGAGCUCUCGAAGAUUUUUCUGGCGAAGUUAGAGAAGGUCUGCACACGACAUUGGGAGCAAGCCGUUUAGCUACGAAAAUCUGUUUGCAUAUGUGUGUUACACGCCUACUCGAUAAUUUAAGUCGUUAUCCUCAAGAUCAAGAUAGUAUAUAUAAUUGUUUAGCGUCGAUGGGUGCAUCGCAUCCUUAUUUAACAUUACCACUCGUGCCUCAAUUAUUGGGACAACAUCCAUUUCUAGAUACACCCGAGCCAAACGUCGCUAUGCCAGCUUAUGUCAGCGUGCUGGUACUUAUAUUCAAUGCCGCUGCUCACUGUCCAAGUAUGCAUUCUCUUUUCACACAUCAUGCAGUCAAACAUUAUCACUACCUUCGAGAUACCAUGCCGCAUUUGGUACCGAGACUGAAGCCUGCACUGCUCAUCAGCAGUACUGGUCGAAUAGACGAGAAAUUAAUCGACGAGGAAAUCGAAGAUGAAAACGCUAGAAAAUUUUUAGAAAAAAUGAUUACUGCCGUGGAGAAUGCAAGACCCGGUGGUAGAGUGUAUACUCAACUAUUGGACGCAGCGGCAUCGGAUUUGGACAGAUUAGCCGAGAUGGAUUUACGAAUGGAAGGCGUCGCUAGAUUUUCGGCCUUAUACAUACGCUGUUUACUUUUAUUACGAUCGAUAAUCAAGGAAUUCACAAUUCCAUCCAAUACAUCGAUCUCCAAUACUUCGUCAAAUAUCAAAAAUAAAAUUACGUUACUCCACAAGUAUUCACAACAAUUGCUACGAUUAUUCAUUGGCCUUGGAGAUAACGAGAUGACUUUAGCCAACGACAUGUGGCUGAAGGCUUUGGCAUUGGAUUUGAUCCGGGCGACAAACAGCGAUACCGGAAGUGCUUUAUCCCUUGCUCGUCAAUUUCUCGCGGAGACGGAUUCUUUGCCACAAGACGCUUCGAAAUUACCACCAUUUUCGAAAGCUCUGGUCCAUCAAUUACCAGCGCUCGGCGAAGCGAAGCCUGGAACUCUCAUGAGACUCCUCUUGCCCUUACUCGUCAACAUUCCAUUGAAGGGCGAAGAGAAGCUUCCAAGGCCGUCGCCCUCGACCAAAUAUUGCCAGGCUAUCAUCGAAGAGCCCGUCAGUGAUUCCGACACGGUCCUCAAGUUUACGGGUGGUCUCAUAUUAGGUAUCCCAAUGACGGCUAAAAUACUAAAUCUUCGCGAUCCAAGUGCGGUGAGGAUCAAGUUACGCCAUCCGGAUCAGAAAGUUCAGCUGCUAUUGCCACGCAAGUCGGAUUUGAAAAUUCAGAACAGCGAAAAGUCAAAUAAUUACAGACUGCGAACGACGGUACUCCUGUCACACCAAGUAUGGAUGGAAGCCUGCUCUAUAGAUGUUUCCAUAGCGUUACUCGUGCCGUCUGAUACCCCCUGCACGCAUCAGCCCUUGGAUGAUCCCUGUGUGAUAGACUUGUGCAAGCCCACGAAAAUAUCCAUUUCACCCAAGCAAGUGAAGAGAGGCAUUUAAUUUUACGAAGUCGAACGUAGACUGCUGUGUAUAAUUUUGUAUAUUAUCGAUAAACCGAUUUCAUCGACACAUUA
This is a messenger RNA of Ceratosolen solmsi marchali, 2884 nucleotides long. It is a transcript of the gene IntS4, whose product is annotated as integrator complex subunit 4. The transcript is spliced from 8 exons. The record is from RefSeq and is a predicted model, not a curated record. Gene Ontology annotation, biological process: snRNA processing. Gene Ontology annotation, cellular component: integrator complex. Bases 33 to 2810 code for a protein of 925 amino acids. Lineage: Eukaryota; Metazoa; Arthropoda; Insecta; Hymenoptera; Agaonidae.